This is a messenger RNA of Entamoeba nuttalli P19, 2115 nucleotides long. RefSeq names its product leucine rich repeat / protein phosphatase 2C domain containing protein. The transcript has a single exon. The record is from RefSeq and is a predicted model, not a curated record. Gene Ontology annotation, molecular function: protein binding. NCBI's taxonomy places the organism in Eukaryota, Evosea, Mastigamoebida, Endamoebidae. The annotation marks the transcript as partial.
GUUGACCUUAGUAAUAAUAAUUUUGAUAAUUUUCCACAAGUUCUUGGGAAAUUAUCAAAUAUUAGAACAUUAUGGAUGUUUUAUAAUAAUUUGAAUAAAUUAAAAGGAAUUGAAGGAAUAAAACAUCUCAAUCAAUUAAAAUUACUUCAUAAUAAAUUUACUCAAAUACCAAAACAAAUAUUUAAUUUAACAGAACUUUGUUCAUUAGAAUUAGAUAAUAAUUUAAUUAGAAAAAUACCACCAGAAAUUAAAGAAUUAAAAAAACUUAAAGAAAUUGCAUUUACUGAUUGUUUAAUUCAAAGAAUUCCAGAAGAAAUUGUAGCACUUUCUAAUCUUCAAGAACUUGUUAUUGUUAGAAGUAGAGUUAAUGAAUUUCCAACAUUUUUAAGAAAAAUGCCAAAGAUUUCAAAUUUAAUUAUUACUGACUCAUUAAUUACAGAAGUUAGUUGUACAUUAAAUAACUGUUGUAUAAUGUUAGAAAAUAAUAAAUUAACAGAAAUAAAAUGUACACCAAAUGACAAUGUAUUUACAUUAAAUCUUUGUAAUAAUCAUUUAAAAAAAAUACCAAAUACAACAGAUCUUCAAACAAUUCAUGAAUUAUAUCUUACUAAUAAUUUCAUUCAACAAAUAGAACAAACUGAAUUACAUUCAAACCUUAAAAUUUUAACAUUAGCUUCAAAUAAAUUAACAUCUUUUCCAGAAAAAGGAAUUAGUUAUAAUAAAUUAAAAGAAUUAAAUUUAAGUAAUAAUGGAAUUUCACAAUUACCAAAUAAUUUAUUUACAUUUCUUCCAUAUUUAAAAAUACUUAAACUUGGUAUUAAUCAAUUAACAACAAUACCUACUUCACUUGGUAUUUUAAAUCAAUUAGAAGAAUUAAAUUUAUCACAUAAUAAAUUAACAGAAUUUCCAUUAAAUAUAUUAAAAUUAACAUCAUUAACAAAUUUAUAUUUAACACAUAAUUAUAUUUGUGAUUUACCUAAAAAUUUAAGUCAAUUAAAUAAUCUUCAAGUUGUUGACUUUUCAAGUAAUAAUAUUAUUUCUGCACUUCCUCUUAUUAAAUGUACAACAAUUAAAUCACUUUCAAUGGCAUUUAAUAAAAAUCUUCAUAUUCCAUCAGAAUUAACUCUAAUGAAACAAUUAAAAAAUAUUAAUUUUAUUGGAACAUUACCUGAAAUAAAAUAUCCUCUUAAUGUAAAUUUUAUUAAACAAUUAAAUAUCUUUGAAAUAUCAUGUUUUAAUACAGAAAAAAGAGAUAGAAAUAAACCACAAACUAUCAUUCAUACUCCUUUAUUAUUUUUAAAAUCUGCUUAUUGUAAUCAACUUAAAUUACCUUUAUCUUCUCCUCAAUUUGAAGAAAAUUCAUUUGAAUGUCCUGUUGAAAUUGGUAUAUCAAAUAUGUGUGGUAAAAGAGAUUCAAUGCAAGAUACAUCAGUUGUUAUUACUAAUUUUUUAGGAAUUGGAUUUCAUUUAUUAUCAUUAUUUGAUGGACAUAGUGGAAUUUAUUCAAGUUGUUUUUGUGCUUCACAAUUCCCUAAUUGUUUUGCAAAUAUUUUAUCUAAAAAUCCUCAACAAUCAAUUGAAGAUGCAUUAAUUCAUUCAUUUAAAGAAAUGAAUCAAAAAAUUAAUGAAUAUAAAUUUAAUGAUGGAACUGCUGCAAAUGUAGUAUUAAUUACUCCUCAAAGAUAUUUUAUUGCUAACGUUGGUGAUUCAAGAUGUAUUCUUGUUAAAAAAGAUUCAAUUAUUAUAUUUAAUGAAGAUCAUACUAUUAAUAAUCCUGAUGAAGUUCAAAGAAUUCGUAAAUUAAAUGGAUUUAUUGAUCAUUCUAAAGUUAAUGGUGAAAUUGUCUUAACUAGAACUUUAGGUGAUAUUCAAUGUUCAUCAGUUUGUAGUUGUAUUCCACAAAUUACUUGUCAUGAAAGAGGAAUAGAUGAUAUAUGUAUUGUAUUAUGUUGUGAUGGUGUUUUUGAUGUAUUAUCAAAUGAAUCAGUUGGAGAAAUUUGUAGAAAAAAGUCUAAUGAAUCUGCACCAGUAUUAUCUUCAUUAAUAAGAGAUAUUGCAUAUAACAAUGGAUGUAAAGAUAACAUUAGUUGUAUUGUUUGUAAACUUAUGUCUUAA